AUGCAAACCCAGGAGAUUAAUCGGAUAGGGGAUGUAGAUGCCGGUAGGCAAGUAGAAAAGGGUCUGCCACAAGAGAAACGCGCCAAGCCAAAGGGUCGACCAAAGCUGGUGCUCAUGCCGCCACAACUAGGGCCUCAUAGUGAGGAGGCUGAAGAUGAAGAGAUUCUUGGCGUACUCAUACGGUGGUAUAAGCGUUAUGGGCAGUUGAAGGCAGAGAGGGAUUCUACCGGCCGCCCCAUCAUGCCAUUGGCGCCAAUGAUUAACCCUUCAGGUUAUGAAGCAGACAGGCUCGCCAUCGGUUCUUUGAUGUACUUGAACGCGCAUAUGCUCGUCGACCUCGCGGACCUACUUUGUGUAGAUGCGUCUGACAACCCGCACCAACUACCAACAGAGUACUGGUGCUACUACCCAGACAUGAUACUGGAUUUGGUCAUCUCUGUAACUAUGACGCACCAACUCCUCAAAAGUCAAGGUAGUCAGUGUCUAUUAGAAUACCCCGCUGAGCAGGGUGUGAGUGGUGUGGUUGUUCGGCGCAGAAGCUAUUCUCUUGGCUCUGUACAUCACCCUCAUUUACCUUCUAUCUACAAGCAUAAGCAGAACGCUCUUGAAGCUCUUGGGAAAGAGAUACAAGAUCCUGAGACGCAGUACAGCGAUUUGACGCUGAACAUUGUAGUGAUGCUGCUACGAGUUGAGAUUCAGCAGUCGGCAUUCAGCGCGUGGCCAAUUCACCUUGAAGCUGCAAAGGCCAUCAUAGCGCAUCGAGGUGGCAUGGCCUCUCUCGCUGGCGACACCCACGCGAAUCUGGAGUUUUGUCUCGUGAGCGUCAUGUUAAUCGAUAUAAUGAGCUGUGUCACAACGCCAACUGAGGAUUUGGCCAAGCAUACUGCCAAGCAGCAGGAGUAUAUACCACUGCUUCCAACAUUGUUCAAAGAUGGGCUAUCUAUUGGUUUCCCAUGUGCAAACACCCUAGUUGAAGGCAUAAUCAGGAUCAAUCGUGUCCGGUACUUUAGUAGCGUUACGCAACAUUACGCUACAAAAUGGGCUGCUGUGGGUGAGAAAUUGGUAUGUCAAAUUGCUGACUUUGACCCGGUGACAUGGGCCGAAAAUCAACGUGGGCCACGACGGUUUGCAAAGGCAAGCCCAGGUGGCUCGUCCAAGGAAUCCAUCACCCUAAAUGCAUCCGAUCAUGGAUAUGGUUCGACGGGCGUGACGUCCACAGAAGAAUACGAUGUCAAUCACCGCCAAGCAUGGGUCAACCUCGCAAGAGCUCAACAAAUAUCAGUGUUGCUGUACUGCCUACAAUGUCAUUUCAUGCAACCACAACUUUCGAAGACGAUACCGGCACUUCGAAGGCUGUUGAACGCAGACGACGCGGAGGAUGAUAUAUUAAGGGAUGUUUCUUCCCUUCGAGAGUUGGCUCUCCAUGCGCUGCUAGAAGCACUUCGUCGACUCUGGGGCGAAGGCGGUGGCCGCGCAGCUUGGCAAGCCAAAUUCUCGUUCUGGCCUCUGUUUAUUGCUGGUCUGGAGGUGACGUCUCAGACGAUUGUGACGGAGAAGUCAUUUGUAUGUCGGUCCUUGUACAAGCUCGUUGCACAAGGUGGUGACAUGGGGCCUGCCGAUGCUGUUUCUGUGAUUGAGACGUUCUGGGAGUGGAAUUCUCAUGCUGUUGAGAUUAGUUCCAUGAAAUCAUGUUGGUCAGACAACUUCGCGCGCAUAGCGUCUCGUGGAGUGUUCUUUUGA
Pochonia chlamydosporia 170 is the source of this 1740-nucleotide messenger RNA. RefSeq names its product Zn(2)-C6 fungal-type DNA-binding domain-containing protein. The coding region runs from base 1 to 1740 and encodes 579 amino acids. Gene Ontology annotation, biological process: positive regulation of transcription by RNA polymerase II. NCBI's taxonomy places the organism in Eukaryota, Fungi, Ascomycota, Sordariomycetes, Hypocreales, Clavicipitaceae. Gene Ontology annotation, cellular component: nucleus. The record is from RefSeq and is a predicted model, not a curated record. The transcript has 4 exons. Gene Ontology annotation, molecular function: transcription cis-regulatory region binding; DNA-binding transcription factor activity.